Pogoniulus pusillus (Red-fronted tinkerbird) is the source of this 2368-nucleotide messenger RNA. RefSeq names its product ubiquitin specific peptidase 39 (gene USP39). Lineage: Eukaryota; Metazoa; Chordata; Aves; Piciformes; Lybiidae. Gene Ontology annotation, biological process: mRNA processing; spliceosomal complex assembly; protein deubiquitination. The transcript has 12 exons. Gene Ontology annotation, molecular function: zinc ion binding; cysteine-type deubiquitinase activity. The record is from RefSeq and is a predicted model, not a curated record. Bases 26 to 1828 code for a protein of 600 amino acids.
CCCGCCGCGCCUGCGCAGUGCGGCCAUGGCGAGCCGCGGGAAGCGGGAGCGGGAGCCGCGGGCAGCCCCGAGGGGCACGGCCGGUGCCAGCCUCUCCUCCUCGUCUUCUUCCUCCUCCUCCUCCUCCUCAUCGCGGGCCUCGUCCCGCAGCCGCCACGAAGGGGAUGCGGAGCGGUCCCGCGGCAGGCGGGAUGGGGAGCGGGAACGCGGGCGGCGGGAGGCGGCGGCGGCGGCCGCGGGUUUAGCGUUGCCGUUGCCGGUGGAUCCCGCUCGGAUCAAGCGGGAGCCCGGGAGUGGGAGCGGUACCUGGGAGCGUUCGGUCCCCUCGGGCGGGUCGGUGCGGGUCAAACGUGAACGUGAGCCUGAUGGAGACUCCGACCCGGAGCCGGAGCCCACCGUCCGCUACGGCCGCUUCGACCCCGAGGAUCAGCGCAGCAGACACUGCCCCUACCUGGACACCAUCAACAAGAGUGUGCUGGACUUUGACUUCGAGAAGCUCUGCUCCAUCUCCCUGUCCCACAUCAACGUCUAUGCCUGCCUGGUCUGCGGGAAGUACUUCCAGGGCCGGGGGCUGCGCUCCCAUGCCUACAUCCACAGUGUGCAGCUCAGCCACCAUGUCUUCCUCAACCUGCACACCCUCAAGUUCUACUGCCUGCCUGACAACUACGAGAUCAUCGACUCCUCCCUGGAGGACAUCACGUACGUGCUGAAGCCAACCUUCACGGCGCAGCAGAUUGCCAACCUGGACAAGCAGGCCAAGCUGUCGCGGGCAUACGAUGGCACCACCUACCUGCCUGGCAUCGUGGGGCUCAACAACAUCAAAGCCAACGACUAUGCCAACGCCGUGCUGCAGGCCCUCUCCAAUGUGCCCCCCCUGAGGAACUACUUCCUGGAGGAGGAGAACUACAGCAGCAUCCAGAGGCCCCCCGGGGACAUCAUGUUCCUGCUGGUGCAGCGCUUCGGGGAGCUGAUGAGGAAGCUCUGGAACCCCAGGAACUUCAAGGCCCACGUCAGCCCCCACGAGAUGCUGCAGGCUGUGGUGCUCUGCAGCAAGAAGAACUUCCAGAUCACCAAGCAGGGGGACGGAGUCGAUUUCCUCUCCUGGUUCCUCAACGCCCUGCACUCGGCCCUGGGGGGCACCAAGAGGAAGAAGAAGACCAUCGUCACCGAUGUCUUCCAGGGCUCCAUGCGCAUCUUCACCAAGAAGCUGCCACACCCAGACCUGCCAGCAGAGGAGAAGGCUCAGCUGCUGCAGAACUCUGAGUACCAGGAGCUGAUGGUGGAGUCCUCCUUCAUGUACCUGAGCCUGGACCUGCCCACGGCGCCGCUCUACAAGGACGAGAAGGAGCAGUUGAUCAUCCCCCAGGUGCCUCUCUUCAGCAUCCUGGCCAAGUUCAAUGGGGCCACUGAGAAGGAGUACAAGACCUACAAGGAGAACUUCCUGAAGCGCUUCCAGCUCACCAGGCUGCCUCCCUACCUCAUCUUCUGCAUCAAACGUUUCACCAAGAACAACUUCUUCGUGGAGAAGAACCCAACCAUUGUCAACUUCCCCAUCACGAACGUGGACCUGCGAGAGUACCUGGCAGAGGAGGCUCAGGCUGCCCACCCCAACACCACCUACGACCUGGUGGCAAACAUCGUCCACGAUGGGAAGCCCUCGGAGGGCUCCUACCGCAUCCACGUCCUGCACCACGGCACUGGCAAGUGGUAUGAGCUGCAGGACCUGCAGGUCACAGACAUCCUGCCCCAGAUGAUUACCCUCUCUGAGGCUUACAUCCAGAUCUGGAAGCGCCGAGAGGAAGAUGAGACCAAGCAGCAGGGAGCCUGAGCCCUGCCCUGGGCACCUCUCUGGGCACCUCUCUGGGCACUCCCUUGUGGGCACCCCUCUGGAGACACCUGAAGUCCACUCGAGGGGCACCCAUAGACUCUCACCCCCCCCACCCCAGGCAUGCCUGUGCCCUCCCUGGGGGCACCCACAGUGUCCCUGGGCACUCUCCCCAGGGGCACCCAUGGCACUCCCAGGGGCACCUGCAAUGUCCCUAGGGGCACACCCAGCCCAGGGCACCCAUGGCCUCCAUAGAGACAGCCAUGCCCACCCUGAGGGCACCCACAAUACCCUGGGCACACUUAGGCCCCUGCCAUGGGCACCCAUGGCACCCCCAGGGGAAUCUGCAGUGCCCAGAGGGGCACACAGGUGCCCCUGGGAGUAGCCAUAGAUCCUCUGGGGGGCACCCACAGCACCCACUCUGGGGGCACCUGUGGCAUGCCGGGCACUCUCAGCCCCUGGAGUGGUGCUCCUGGGGGCACCCAAACCCCUCUGGAGGCACCCACACAGCCCCCCCCCCAGGGGCACCCAUGCCCACCCUGG